AUGAGGAGUGUUCUUUAUCUCAUAUGGCUAGUUUUCUCGGCGUGUUGUGCUGGGGAAUCCCGCCUUAUUUAUGGAGAGUUUCCGCCGUCCUUUAUAUUCGGGGUCAGCAGUUCUGCCUUUCCUGCUGAUGGAGUCUGGGACAAGGACAGAAAAGAUGCCAGUAUUUGUGACGAACUCACCAAGAACGGUUCAAGUAUCCAUGGAAGCGGGGACGCCAGGACCGCAGCUGACGGCUACCAGAAUGUGAAGACUGACGUACAGCUACUGAAGUCACUUGGCGUUUCACAUUACAAGUUCUCCCUGUCGUGGCCACGAAUUCUCCCAGCUGGAACUACUGAACGUGUCAACGAUAAAGGCGUGGCCUACUACAACGAGCUAAUCGACAAACUGUUAGCCAAUGAUAUCCAGCCUUUCAUAACACUGCAUCACUGGGACCUACCCCAGCAGCUGCAGAACCUCGGUGGUUGGGCGAAUGAAUCAUCGGUCACCUGGUUCAAGGAAUAUGCCGACCUGUGUUUCAAGACGUUUGGAGACAGGGUUAAAAUAUGGACAACAAUCGAAGAUCCAGUGACUUUGGCCUACAAAGGUUACGAGACUGGCGACCAUGCCUCGGGUUUAAAAAACCCAGACCUGGUGUAUCUUGUUGGGCAUAACUUGAUCCGGGCUCACACCGAGGCUUAUAUAAUAUACAAGGACACUUACAGGGCUUCUCAAAAUGGACAAGUAGGAAUUGUUCUGAAUUCUGACUGGUAUGUUCCCAAAACUACAUCUGCCUCUUAUGUCGAUGCUGCUUUGAGAGCUCUAGCUUUCUAUCUGGGCUGGAUAGCAGAUCCACUGUUCAAGGGCGACUACCCAGCUUUAAUGAGAAAGUACCUUGGUAACCGGAAUCUGCAAAAGGGAGUGCCACGCCGGACACUUCCAAAAUUUAACAAACGCGAGAAGUCUAGAAUUAAAGGCGCUCUGGACUUUCUGGCUAUUAGCCACUUCAAGACAAAGCUGGUAUCGCAUAAAACCAACAUGGGCAAUGGGUUUUUGAAAGACCAGGACAUAUUGCUGGAGGUAGAUACGUCUUAUCCAAACUUGGAAUACCGUCCGGAGACGAACCCCGACAGUGACAAACGUCUAAUGGGGUUCGGUCUGAGGGAUCUUCUGGUUUACCUGACCACAACAUACAACAAUCCGGCCAUUUAUGUGACGGAAAAUGGGCUGGAGACUUGUGGGACACUGCAAGAUCAAGACAGGAUAGACUAUAUCAGAGACUACAGCAACAAUGUCUUACAAGCUAUCAUCGCAGGAAGUGACGUCAGGGGAUAUUUCGUGCACUCCUUGGUUGAUGGAUUUGCCUUGGACCAGACAUACACCAUCAAAACAGGACUUUACUUUGUGGACAUGGAUACCAAAGACAGACCCCGCUACCCACGUUCCUCGGCCACGUUUUACAAGAUGCUGGUUGCGAAAAGAAGUUUUGAUGACAAACUUAUAAACUUCAGAGCCUUUCCCCAUGAUCGGCACGAGUUUUAUUAUGGACGUUUCCCUAGCAAUUUUCUGUGGGGAGCCGCCACUUCUGCAUAUCAAAUAGAAGGUGCCUGGAAUGAAGAUGGUAAGGGAGUUAGUAUAUGGGACACCUUCGCUCACAAUAAUAAAAUUGAGGGUAACCAAACUGGAGACGUUGCCGCUGACAGCUACCACCUCUACCAGGAGGAUGUCAACAAUCUGGAGAAACUGGGGGUUGAUUUCUACCGGUUCUCCAUCGCCUGGACUCGUAUUCUGCCAAACGGGACAAUUGACAACAUAAACCAAGCCGGCAUAGAUUACUAUAACCGCCUUAUCGAUGCCCUACUAGCUAAAAACAUCAUCCCCAUGGUCACCCUGUAUCACUGGGACCUCCCUCAAACACUCCAGGACUACGGCGGGUGGACAAAUGAAAGCAUGGUGAACAUAUUCGGGGAAUACGCCAGAAUUUGUUUUCAGCAUUUUGGGGACAGGGUGAAGCACUGGAUCACCUUCAACGAACCCUAUGUGUUCACAGUCUUCGUCUACGAAACUGGAAUGCACCCUCCUGGAAAAUCCAGACCAGGCAUCGUAGUUUAUCAAGCUGCCCAUAACGUUCUUCGAGCCCACACGAGGGCCUAUCACAUCUACAAGGACAGUUUCAAGAACAGCCAAAAAGGUGUGGUCGGCAUCACACUGUCUGUUGAAUUUAUGGUGCCAAUGACUGAUUCGCCAGAGGAUGCUGAAGCAGCCGACAGGGCAAUGGAAUUUAAUUUUGGAUGGUUUGCCAACGCCAUAUUUUCUGGAAGUGGCGACUACCCACAAGUGAUGAAAAAGUUCAUUGGAGACAAGAGCAGGCGUCAAGGGUUUGCUUCCAGCAGACUACCGGAGUUUACGGACGCGGAGAAAAAGCUAAUCAACG
Molecule: messenger RNA, 2413 nt
Organism: Candidula unifasciata
Lineage: Eukaryota; Metazoa; Mollusca; Gastropoda; Stylommatophora; Geomitridae
Source: the annotation of a GenBank genome assembly